CCUCCGCCAUGAGAGCCGCCGCCAUCUUCCCCGAGCCGGGCCGCCUCCUCCUCCUGCUGGUGUCCUGGCUUUUUCAUCCAGCAAGAAGUGAAAUAACAAGCCUUGACAGUGGAAAUAUAGAUGAUACUUUAAACAAUGCAGAUGUUGCUUUAGUGAAUUUUUAUGCUGAUUGGUGUCGCUUUAGUCAAAUGCUGCAUCCUAUCUUUGAGGAAGCUUCCAAUGUCAUUAAGGAAGAAUUCCCAGAUAAGAAUCAAGUGGUGUUUGCCAGAGUAGAUUGUGAUCAGCACUCUGAAAUAGCCCAAAGGUACCGGAUAAGCAAGUAUCCAACUUUAAAAUUGUUCCGGAAUGGAAUGAUGAUGAAGAGAGAAUAUCGGGGUCAAAGAUCAGUGACCGCAAUAGCAGAUUAUAUACGACAACAGAAAAGCAAUCCAAUUCGAGAAGUAUUAAGUUUGGAAGAAAUUAAUUCUCAUGAUCGCAGUAAAAGAAGCAUUGUUGGAUACUUUGAACAAAAAGACUCAGACAACUACAGAACCUUUGAAAGAGUAGCAAAUAUUUUGCAUGAUGAUUGUGUCUUCCUUGCUGCAUUUGGGUCUGUUUCCAAACCAGAAAGAUUUAGUGGGGACAACGUAAUCUACAAACCACCAGGGGAAAAUGCUCCAGAUAUGGUCUACUUGGGCUCUCUGACCAAUUUUGACUUGGUUUAUGCAUGGACUCAAGAUAAAUGUGUUCCCCUCGUUCGUGAAAUUACAUUUGAGAAUGGAGAGGAAUUGACAGAAGAAGGCCUUCCUUUCCUGAUACUCUUCCAUAUAAAAGAUGAUACUGAGAGUUUAGAAAAGUUCCAGCAGGAAGUUGCACGGCAGUUGAUAAGCGAAAAAGGUUCAAUAAACUUUUUACACGCUGAUUGUGAUAAGUUCAGGCAUCCGCUUCUCCACAUUCAGAAGACUCCAGCAGAUUGUCCGGUUAUUGCUAUUGACAGUUUUAGACAUAUGUAUGUCUUCUCAGACUUCAGUGACUUGGCCGUUCCAGGUAAACUCAAACAAUUUGUACUAGAUUUGCACUCCGGGAAGCUGCACAGGGAGUUUCAUCAUGGCCCAGAUCCAACCGAUACAGCGCCUGGUCAGCCUCUUCAGGAUAUAGCAAGCAGCCCGCCUGAGAGUUCAUUCCAGAAACUAGCACCCAGUGAACAUAGGUAUACCUUAUUGCGGGAGAAAGAUGAACUCUGAAACUUGAAACCAUCUCACAAGCCUUUCAGGCAGCAGCAAUGACUCCUGUGGGAUGGAAAUAGGAAACCUAUAUUUUCAUAAAUUUUGUGUAUUUUUUAUUUUGAAUAUUGUUAUUUUAAUUUUUUUUUUUUUUGCUCCCUGGGGUUUGUAAAUAUGUGUGGGUCAUUUGGGGACAGCAUCUUUCCAAAGUUCUGCUGCUGCAAAUUGUUCUGUAAAACUUUUCUAUUCCAAAUGAAGGCGUUAAGAGUGCCAGUGGAGAUGCUGUUCGCUUGCACUAUUCCCCUGAAAACAGGACUCCUGGGUUUCCGUCGGUGUAAUCUGGUAGUGUGGCCACCUUAUCUUCCUCCUCCAUGUGAACAUCAUUUGGUUGUCAAUUUGUUACUGAAGGGAUAUUCUGGAUACUUGGGAGGGAGAAUAAAUUACCAUUUUACAGAAA
Molecule: messenger RNA, 1659 nt
Organism: Euleptes europaea (tarantolino)
Lineage: Eukaryota; Metazoa; Chordata; Lepidosauria; Squamata; Sphaerodactylidae
Gene: ERP44
Product: endoplasmic reticulum protein 44
Exons: 12
Coding region: 9-1223 (404 amino acids)
Source: RefSeq, a predicted model, not a curated record